Messenger RNA from Arvicola amphibius (Eurasian water vole), 6694 nucleotides. RefSeq names its product folliculin interacting protein 2 (gene Fnip2). NCBI's taxonomy places the organism in Eukaryota, Metazoa, Chordata, Mammalia, Rodentia, Cricetidae. The coding region runs from base 204 to 3497 and encodes 1097 amino acids. Gene Ontology annotation, molecular function: protein-folding chaperone binding; ATPase inhibitor activity. Gene Ontology annotation, cellular component: cytoplasm. The transcript has 18 exons. The record is from RefSeq and is a predicted model, not a curated record.
GGCUGGUUAUAGUAAAAUCCUUUGCCAGAUGUUGUGGCCAGUUGUUUUCUCUUGGCUCUGUGACUCGCACGCUGUCAUCCUAGAAAACAGUGCUCCUGGCCUUGUGCACACAGACAGACAGAGCUUCCCAUCUGUCUAGAGCUGCGCAGGUUUUCCGAGGGAUUCUCAGCUGCUCGUGUUACACACUCCCGCAGCCCUGAGAAAUGAGUUGGUCAUGUUCGGAGCUGGACCUGAGCGACAUUCGCCUGAUAGUGUACCAGGACUGUGAGAGGAGAGGCAGACAGGUCAUGUUUGAUUCCAGAGCCGUUCAGAAGACGGAAGAGGCAGCUGCUCAGAAAACGGAAGAUGUCCCUGUUAAAAUGUCAGCCAGGUGCUGUCAAGAACGCGGGAGUGUUGGCAGCGGCGGCAGCUCUUUCCACAGCUCUGGAGGAUCUUUGCAGCACGCUAAGGAGCAGCUUCCGAAGUACCAAUACACGAGACCAGCGUCCGAUGUCAACAUGCUCGGGGAAAUGAUGUUCGGCUCUGUUGCCAUGAGCUACAAAGGCUCCACCCUGAAGAUACACUACAUACGUUCUCCUCCUCAGCUGAUGAUUAGUAAAGUCUUCUCGGCUCGAAUGGGCAGCUUCUGCGGAAGCACAAAUAACCUGCAGGACAGCUUUGAAUACAUCAACCAAGAUCCUCAGGUUGGAAAACUGAACAGUUUGGGUCCUUGUCGCGCUGGAAGUAACCUAGGUCUGCUGCAGGCGUGCAGCGGCAAGCUGCUGCAGGGGGUGUCCGAAGGAGGACCGCUCCGGCUCACCCGCAGCGCUUCUUUCUUUGCAGCACACAGCACACCGGUUGACAUGCCCAGCAGAGGUCAGAAUGAAGACAGGGACAGCGGCAUUGCUCGAUCAGCUUCGCUGAGCAGCCUUUUGAUCACACCCUUCCCGUCCCCAAGCUCCUCUACGUCCUCUUCCAGCAGCUAUCAGCGCCGCUGGCUUCGAAGUCAGACGACGAGUUUGGAAAAUGGCAUCUUUCCAAGGAGAUCAGCGGAUGAGAUGUUUAGCUUGGCUGACGAAACCUCUAGCUCCAAUCCAGCCAUAGUGAGAAGGAAGAAAAUUGCCAUCAGCAUCAUCUUUUCCUUGUGUGAGAGAGAAGCAGCACAGCAGAACUUCCAGGACUUCUUUUUCUCCCACUUCCCCCUGUUUGAAUCUCACAUGAACAGGCUGAAGAGUUCCAUUGAGAAGGCCAUGAUCUCCUGUAGGAAGAUUGCAGAAUCAAGUCUCCGUGUCCAGUUUUAUGUGAGCCGUCUAAUGGAAGCUCUGGGAGAAUUCAGAGGGACUAUCUGGAACUUGUAUUCUGUUCCAAGGAUAGCCGAACCAGUGUGGCUUACCAUGAUGUCGAGUACGUUGGAAAAAAACCAGCUCUGCCAGCGCUUUCUCAAGGAGUUUAUACUUUUGAUCGAGCAGGUCAACAAAAACCAGUUUUUUGCCGCCUUACUGACUGCAGUGUUAACCUACCACUUGGCCUGGGUACCAACUGUCAUGCCUGUUGAUCACCCCCCGAUUAAAGCCUUCUCCGAGAAGCGUACCUCUCAGUCGGUGAACAUGCUGGCCAAAACACAUCCAUACAAUCCUCUCUGGGCCCAGCUGGGUGACCUUUAUGGAGCGAUAGGCUCUCCGGUGAGACUGACCCGCACAGUGGUGAUUGGAAAGCAGAAGGAUUUGGUCCAGCGCAUCCUGUAUGUUCUGACCUACUUUCUCCGCUGUUCGGAGCUACAAGAGAAUCAGCUGACCUGGAAUGGGACUCCUAGUGAGGAUGACCAGGUUAUAAAUGGGAGCAAGAUUGUAACAGCCUUGGAAAAGGGAGAGGUGGAAGAGUCUGAGUACGUGGUUGUCACGGUGAGAAACGAGCCUGCCCUCGUGCCGCCCGUCCUACCGCCAGUGACCACGGAGAGGAGGAGCCCGGAACCUACAGGAGUGGCCGAGACCCCAGAGGGCGCGCGUACUCGUGAACUGGGUCACAGUCCUGAGAAAAACAAGUGCAAGAGGCCAGAGCAGAGUUCUGAGGCCAGCAGUGUGGGAUUCCAAGAGGCAGAACCUGACAGUUCCUGGACACGUCAAAGUGUAUUCUGUGAGGACAGCCAGGAUGAUCAAGAGGCACCCCAAGAUGGCUCUUCAAGACCUUCCAGCUGUGAGGUUCCCAGGGUAAGAACAAGGAUGGAUCCUCGCGCUGUCCAUGAGGAGGUGCUACAGAAAGCAACUGACAGAUCGUCAGCCUGGCCCUGCCCUGACAGACGUUCCCAGGAGGAGCCUUCUGUUGAAAAGGUCACUUUCCACAUUGGAAGCUCCAUCUCUCCAGAGUCUGACUUUGAAAGCCGCACCAAAAAAAUGGAGGAACGGCUAAAGACCUGUGGCCCAUUCCAUGGGACUAGUGCCUCUGCCAGGCCUAACAUGGACACCGGCCUGGCUCAAGACCAGCAGGGCUCUAGGUGUUCCUCCAAAGCUGACUUUCAAAGGGACAUCGCCCUUUCUCAGGACCAGUUCUCAGGGGGAGAAGGUGUCCCUGAGGACAGACGCCUCCAAGCCAACAUUGUGGCAGGUGCUGUGGGACAGCUUAGCCAAGCUCAAGGCCCCCUCGAACCUUCUAGCUGUGCAGCAGCCGGUGGCCAGAAACCACUGGAACACACUGGAGAUGUGCAAUUAAAAGGCAAGAAAAGACCUUCAUCACAGCCUGUAAACACAUGUAGACAGCAGGGUGGCCUGCUGGGUGCUUCACAUGUCCCCUGUGGGGAUGCCAGUGGUAAGGCCCACUUCAGGAUGGAAGGAGACAUUCCCAGGAAUGAAAGCUUGGAUAGUGCUCUCGGAGACAGUGACGAUGAGGUGUGCGCGUUAGCCCCGCUAGACCUAGGUCACGGUUGUGGCGGGACUGAAGGGUCCUUGGAAGUGGAGCUGCCUCUGCCAAGGUCUCAGAGCACCAGCAAACCAAGUGUUAGAAAUUUUGGCCGCUCACUUCUGGCGGGUUACUGCGCUACGUAUAUGCCGGAUUUGGUGCUGCAUGGAACCGGCAGUGAUGAGAAGCUGAAGCAGUGCCUGGCAGCUGAUCUGGUUCACACGGUGCAUCAUCCAGUGCUUGACGAGCCCAUAGCCGAAGCCGUCUGUAUCAUCGCCGACACGGAGAAAUGGACCGUCCAGGUGGCCACGAGUCAGAGGAAGGUGAUGGACACCAUGAAGCUAGGCCAGGAUGUCUUGGUCUCCAGCCAAGUGUCCUGUUUGCUCCAGUCCGUCCUGCAGCUCUACAAGCUGCACCUUCCUGCCGACUUUUGCGUCAUGCAUCUGGAAGACAGACUGCAGGAGAUGUACCUUAAGAGCAAAAUGCUUUCCGAGUAUCUCCGGGGACACACGCGUGUGCACGUGAAAGAACUGAGUGUGGUGCUGGGGAUCGAAUCUAACGACCUGCCUCUGCUGACCGCGAUUGCCAGUACUCAUUCUCCCCACGUGGCGCAGAUCCUCUUAUAACCGGCCGCAGGACUGUUCUUGGAAACCGAGUCGGAAGAGUGAGCUCUCGGUGACGGCAAAGGCGUGGGAGCACGACGGAGAAGACACGGAGCUGCGACGGAGUGGCUGUCUCAUCAGGAGGCUUGUGCUCACUUGGAGCAAGGGGCAGCUUGUGAUUGCUCGGGUGUGUUCUGAGCCUCUGCUUCCCCGGAGUCAAAAGAAAGUGACCUUCCUGGUGGGAGGAACAUCAGCACUACAGUCAGACUAAGCAGACGACUCUGGUGCUGUUGGGCAGAAUAUUGAGGGCUGACUUUGGAGUGGGGGUAGCCAAUGAAUAGAGCAUUCCGUUAGGAAAAUGUUUCCUGUGUAAGCAUGAGAGAGCAUGAAGUAUUGCUCUAAGAAGAAGCAGGAUUCUAGGUCGGAGCUCUCUUUACAGAUGCUGCUGUGAAGAAAGCCACAUUGUGCCGCUGUCUGCUCUGUGCUGUGUCACAUAGGAUGUGGAAGGGGAUUGCCUGUUAGGAAGAGAUCUUUGUCACCCUCAGUUUGCUGUGGUCCCAGUGCAGCCACACGCAGAUCUGAGGGACUGCUGGUGCAAUAAAGCCCAUGCAUGAUUCCGUCUAGCACCCGGUGCUCAUAGCGGGUGCAGCAGACCGCAUCGGCCUGUGCAGUCUAACACUGGGUAAUCACCCUCAGCUUUAGUGUCCGCAGCCUUCUCCAGAAAGACCUUCUACCAAAGUUGCUCCCAUGAGCUCAGGCUAGCGCCUCUGGCUGAGCCCUCCUAGCCCGAGCUGCUUUCCUCCUGCGAGUCCAUGCAGACGCUGCCUGCGGCUGCCUGUGCUGAAAAGUGCGUCUGCCCACUGGAAAGUGAGCCCUGCAGCGGCUCGGAGGAAGCAAGCAGGCAGUUUGGACUUGUAGAAGCAAUCCAUGCGCGGUCUGUUUUUACACGAUCAGCUCUGCACUUUUUAAAACAUCUUUCCAGAAACUGACCGUGUACAAACCUUGCCCACGGUGAACUGUAAAAACCCAAAGAACCUUAGACUACUGAGCGUAAAACAGUCUGUGUCCAAGACUUUAAAAACAAAAUCUGGUGUUUAAAUGCCAGGAGCCAGUCAGGUCAAGUCAAACCGUGUCAGGUCCUUAGGCCUGGCCUUUGGUGCUUGAGAAUGUGGGAUAGCGUCCAGGGGGCUCAGACGACUUCCUAGUUUAUAUCUGAUAAAAUCCUGAUCCAUGUGACAGUUGUCUCUAUUCGUUGAGAGCGUGUGCUCCUGUGGACAAAUGCCUACGUCAUCUCUUAGUAGGCUAGAGCGUGAUGCUCUCUCUCUCUCUCUCUCCCUUCCCCUCCUGCUCCCUCUCCCGUUCACCUUUUGUGAUUUGCAAAAGGUGCCUCAAGGCACUUAAGAUCUUUAAUUUGCAUUUUUUUGUGUUUCACAAAAUGGCGAUGUCCCGUUCUUUGAGAUCUUUCCGUGUUCUGUGAGCCAGCCUUUGAGUUACUGAUUCCCAUUUGCUGGCUCCACGAUGUCAUCCUUUGCUGGGGAAAUCCCAUUUUGGUCUCAGCUCUCUGAGCUCGUGUUUUUCCUCUUUUUUCCACGCUGCGGAGGAACUGUCAAAGCAGAGGUCAGCCUUCCACCCUCGCCAGCUCACAGUGCUCCCCGCUCCCCUCCUUUCUCCCGGCUUCUCUCGUUUACACAUGGAUACUGCCUCAUCACCAUCUUCUGAGGUUCUGGAGAAAAGAACUCAAUGCACGAUCAUUCGGUUCUCGUGUUGACAGCCAGACCUGAGGAGCUGAGCUGUCGGCAGGUUACUUCUCAGCCUCGUGCUUAAAAAUUUAGCCUGGGCCUUCAGAUCCUACAAAACAACCUGCCUCUUACUCUAACGUUCCAAAUUUCAGAAAAGCUGGGCGGUCACAUGGGGUUACCUCAGUGGCCUCUCUUGCUGCUGCAAAGGAGGACACGCUCGCUGCUUCUCUCCUGGCUCCCAAGGUGUGGACCGGCCACAUUUUGUCUUAAUGUCAGCCUGUUCUCAGAAGCGCAGCAGCAAAGGAGUAUCUCAUGGACUUGUGUUGAGACGCCCACGCCGCCGUGCAUCACGGAUGGCUUUGUUCCAUCACAGCUGGAGAGUCCAAAAGGGACCCCACCUUCUCCUAGACCCAACUCAAGGGAAAAAAAUAAAUGAAAAUGUUUUUUUAAACGUUGAAAUUAAUCUACCUCAGUUGACAGGAUUCCGCCCGCCCGCUCGGACGUCUUACCUGCUGUGUCACUGCUUGUUGGACUGAGCAGCCAGUGAGGCGGGGCGGACGGGGCGGAGGUGUCAGUGUUCCUGUGAUGACCUCUUUCCAGCAUGUUGCGGUUUAUACGCGAUAAGUCGGUAAGUGAUAUGAAUGUAUAGGCAAUUGUGUUUUAAAAAAAUGACAAUGAACGUUGAAAAUGUAGCUUCCAGAUUCCAAAGUAUCUUGUCUCAUCAGUGUUACGCGGCUUUUGUACAGCUCCAGCCCGUGUUUCAGAAGUGUGCUGUUUAUACUGACAGGAGCUCAUCUUCUCACGCCUCACGGAGCUGCUGUUUACACAUCACAACUUUUUAACCUAACCGUGUUUUUCAGAAUUCGCUUUUUUUUUUGGAGGGAGGAAAUUCCCCACUUGCUAAAUGAUCCUCAAUUUGUUGUCUGGGCUUUUAAAAAUCAGGUCUUCAAAUUUUAUAAACUAGUCUGUAGCUUUUUAGGUUCUUCGUUAGUUGGAUGUACAUAAGGAAUAUAAAAUGACCCUCAAAUUCUUUCAGAUGUCUGGGGUUUGUCUCCACCAAUGCACACUCGGGAUUGUGUUCACACGGACUUCAUCGUGAAAUCAAAAAGGUCCAUGGCAUCUCUUAGUCAAUGUGAAAUGGUUUGUUUGAUUUUUUUGUGCUUGGCAGAAAAGACAUUUUAAUACAAUUUUUACUUAAAGCAGCCUCCCUGAAUGUUAAUUUUUAAUAUGUUAAAAUUUGUUGAACAUCUGGAACGUGCGUCUGCAUUAUGUUUAAAUUUCAGUGUUUUAAAAAGGAAAAAUUCUGGGAUAUAUUAUUAUUGAACUUUCAUUAAGAGAAAUUUAUAGGACUUUUUUUAAAUCAGUUGAAUGGAUACUCAUGUCAGUGUGGAUUUUUUUCCUUAAAGCAACAUUCAUGUAUUAUUUUAAUCCAUUUUUUCUGUGACAUUUGGUGCAAUAAACUUUCUGAAUUUAUCUUGCAAA